Messenger RNA from Enterobius vermicularis (human pinworm), 567 nucleotides. The record is from the annotation of a GenBank genome assembly. NCBI's taxonomy places the organism in Eukaryota, Metazoa, Nematoda, Chromadorea, Rhabditida, Oxyuridae.
UUGAAGAAAUCUAUUGAACUUGGUGCCGAGUUGAUGCGUCUAUUAAACGAACAAAAAAUGUUUCGGCCAAUAACUGCUGCUGAUAUUGAAAAAUGCCGAAGCGAGAUGGAGCUAAAAUUUGUCGCGACGAUACAAUACUUCAUUUAUAGGCGUAAAAGGAGAAACUUUAGUAAAGACGCUACCCGAAUAUUAUCAGAAUUUUUUUAUUCACACAUUGACCAUCCUUAUCCAAGCGAAGAUGCCAAACUUGAUUUGGCAAGGAGAUGUAACAUCACUGUAAAUCAGGUUUCAAACUGGUUUGGUAAUAAGCGCAUAAGAACCAAAAAAACACAAGUUCGUCAAACAGAUAACAUUGGUCAGCAAUCGCAGCAGUCAACAGACCUUGUCACCGGCUUAGGCAACGUUACUGCAGCCUAUCAACAAAAUCUUCUUGAAACACCACAGGUAAAUGUAAAUUUGAUUAGAAUUUUUUUUCAAACUUUUAUAGACGUAUCCUUAAUCUAUUUUAAACUAGCCACGUUUUUACUUGAGAACAUAAUUCGUAUAAGAGUGGUUAUUAGGAAAUGA